Messenger RNA from Myripristis murdjan (pinecone soldierfish), 1510 nucleotides. RefSeq names its product nanos homolog 3 (gene nanos3). The transcript has a single exon. Gene Ontology annotation, molecular function: zinc ion binding; RNA binding. The coding region runs from base 148 to 807 and encodes 219 amino acids. NCBI's taxonomy places the organism in Eukaryota, Metazoa, Chordata, Actinopteri, Holocentriformes, Holocentridae. The record is from RefSeq and is a predicted model, not a curated record.
AUCAAGGUGCCUUUCCAUUUCCCAUCGAUAAGGUGUUACAACUGUUCUUGACGUCUUUGCAGCGCAUCCAGACAGCUCUAUUAUCGUCUUAUUAAGAGACAGAGGGCCAAGGAAGACGAGGCAACAGGUGUAGCGAGUGGUGCUAGAAUGAACGAUAUGUUUUGGGGACUCUUUGGCCCUCUGCCGCACUUCAUGGAGUCGGACAGCAAAAGUUUCCAGCUCUGGCGAGACUAUAUGGGACUAUCGGACACUGUUCGAGAGAUCCAGGGGCAGGACAGCUCCAAUGAGUCCUCGAUACCAGGCUCGUGUACUCCGCAAUCGGAAACUGAAGAUCUGUGCAUGGCCCUGGGGUCUGUGCGCAUUAACGCAGUGAGCCAAAGUGGCGCCAUGGGGGCAGAUUUGGUUCCAGAUUUCCCCAGCGCACUGACCGGCUGUGCCGCGCAUCAUCAGCAGGAUGACGGACUGUGCGACGCGCUUGGCGAGGAAGACUUAAAGCACCCGUUCAGAGCCACGGGCCCACGGGGGACCAAAGACCGCAAAAAAGCAACUCGCUCCAAGGCGCCGGAGCUUGCGGCACCUCCGUCACCUGGACGCAUGUUCUGCAGCUUUUGCAAGCACAACGGGGAAUCGGAGUUGGUGUUUGGUUCCCACUGGCUGAAGAACCAGGCUGGAGAUGUGCUGUGUCCCUACCUGCGGCAGUACGUGUGUCCGCUGUGCGGCGCCACGGGGGCCCAAGCUCACACCAAGCGCUUCUGUCCCCUGGUGGACAGCGCGUACAGCUCGGUGUACGCCAGGUCCAGGCGCUGAGGCACCAGGUGGCACUGAUGUACCACAGGGAGGCCAGGCAGUUCAAAUUAGGUCGAAUGGUUAAUUUGAUGUUUGUAGAUUUGUGUUUAACCCCGUGUGAUGACCUUUAACCCUUUAAUUAUUACCUUGCAUUUGUUUUGCGUGUUUUCUUAUAAGCUUGCUUUUGAUUUGCAUGUUGUUUGCUGUGCGCUGUCAACCUGGUUUGAGUUGUGUUCGGACUACUUUGAAAAUGUCUGCUUGGUGGGGGACUCUGUCAAAACAAAACAGAACAAAACAAAAACACCUUCUCCAACGAUUGUCAGAUGUUAAUUCUGAGAAGGGAAAACAUGUUUACGUGUGUGAUAAAUGUUUGUUUUACGUAUUUUAAAACGUGGCCGACUGACGCCUAGUUAUAUAUUUUUCUGUCCAUGCACUGAAAGAUUACACUAUAUUUCUAUAAAAAUGUAAUGGAUACAGCAAUCAGUAACACCUUUACUACAUAUCAGCAUCAUGUGACCAUACCAACAUUUUAAAUUUUUUUAAAUAUGAGUGACCUGUUCGUGACGUGUGCUGCUUUAUACCUGUUCUUCAAGUUUAAUUUUUCAUGUUGACAAUGUGUGUGCCUAUUUAGGGAUUUGAACACAAGCAUGUCUCAUCACUUUGUUUGCAAUGUCAAUUACUGUAUAUACAGUUAUAUAGUUAAAUAAUAUCUUCAUCAACAACC